This is a messenger RNA of Pseudo-nitzschia multistriata, 2939 nucleotides long. Lineage: Eukaryota; Bacillariophyta; Bacillariophyceae; Bacillariales; Bacillariaceae. The record is from the annotation of a GenBank genome assembly.
ACACCACGGCUCAGACCAAUGCCAAUUGUACGUAAAGUAUUGCCACGAUACUUAUGUUGUUUGCAUGUUUCUUCUUGUCUUUGGUAUAACRUUACUCGACCGAUUGACUUCUUCACCUGGUUCUAACAAUAUGAAAAAUUAUUUGAUACUACUCUUCCACGCAGUUGUUGAAGACGAAARUUCACAAAAACAACAAUCGAUGUAGGAUUGGAACACGAAUUCGAGCCAACCCGCAAAACAACUAUCAUCUCAAGGAUGUCGUCAUCUUGAUCAUAGUGCCUGUUGAGUUGGAUGGUGAAAACGUUACCAUGUCUCGCCAGGGUGGCGUUUGGGAUGAAAUGAAAAGGACUCUCAUUUGGACCAUUCCUAGUUUGGAACCUGGGGAAAUCGUUGAUAUACAGGCACAAUUCAAAAACACUACGAAGAAAGGACUCUCACAAUCAGAUUCGUCUGACCGUGCGACCAUUGAUUAUGGCGACUCUGGCAAUCGCUCUUUGAAAUUUCCAGUGUUGGUAAGGUGUAAUGGGGAUACAAACUUCAGCAAGAUCGACGCGGACACGAACUAYAACGAAUGUGGAUCAACUCCGAUCGAGUUAGAAGUAGAAAGGCUGGCAACAGUCUUAUAUCGCAAUGUUUAAGCCAUUACUUUCCAAUUCGGGUGUUACGUCAUGGAUUGUGUCCAAUGUUAACGACAAAUCUUUUGUUUCAGUCUACUAAAGAUUACUCUAACCAACAAUGGGGCUUUCAUGUAGCUGGGUUCAUACUGACUCRUAACUAUUCUGUGAAGUAAUGAAUUUGCCUCUGAAAGACAGCAGCAACACUGGCAGUGAUUUUCUCAUACAUUUGUUAUCACGGAAAGCUCUAUUUUGCUAUAUCGAUGCAUCGAACUUUACUCAUCGUAACAUAUUCUUGAUCUAAGGGACUCGCUCUUCUGUAGUAGUAAUGCGCCGAUUAGUGUAUACUACUAGUAGUACCAUCAAAUUGAUCACCAGCACAAAGAAUUUAAGAAGCAAGAAGAACUGUUAGAAAGUCAACAAGAACCAUGUUGGAAAUGACAUCUGAAACUGACUCCAUGCAAGAAAGAGCUGAAUGGCACCUGUACUGAUUAUCAGAAAUUUCCUGCUUCAAGAAGAAGGGAGAGCUUCUUCUUCUUGUUGGUACUACUGGCAGAUAAUAGUAGUAGUAGUAGUAGUAGUAGUAGUAGUAGUAGUAGUAGUAGUAGUAGUAGUAGUAGUAGUAGUAGUAGUAGCGGUACUAGUACUAGUUAGUAUGCUAGUAUAAGUACUACUAGUAGGACUAUUAAUAGCAAUACAACAACAACUACUAGUAGUACUACUACUACUAGUAGUAGAAAAUAAUACUAGUACUAGUACUAGUAGUAGUAAGCAGCAGUGGUGAUAACAGUAGUAGUAGUACUACUACUACUAGUACUAUUACUUCUGUGAUUCAGGGUCGCAAUUUGUAAUUCGCGGUGAUCGGGUCAUUUCUGCAAAUCUGAUACCUAGACAGACUCCAGAUUCAUGUACUUUGUACUAGUUCAUGUUCAGGUAGUCUGAGCAGGUUAGCUCAGAGCAUCCCAGCCCCAAUUACGGCGGUCGCACCCCGUACUACUGCUGGUACUACGGUAGUGAGAAACGAGUUUUUAAACUCGUGCACAACUUCAUGCGACAACAGAACGUUGUCACCCGCACACCUACUUCUGCCUCAAUGUUACAGAGAUAGGUUCAUGAAGGUUGAAGGUGUUGAUCACAAAGUAAUGCACAAGUCCUGGUAUCAGCAUACUCCGUCGUGUUUCCCACUAUUUCAAAACCAAAGAUGAACACCACCGAAGACACGAAGACGGAUGUGAUCAACUCUAAUGGAAGUGCUUCAACGAAUGGCAAAACUGGUGGUGAAAGCGGACCUGUAGAAAAUGCGAAGGUGAAGAACAAGGAGGCAAUUUUAACCGGUGGAAUGGGAUACGGUAGGAAAAAACGCCAAGCACUUGACGCAUUUUGGUCUAUUUUGUGGCCCGGUCUUGAGAAAAUUGGAUGGAAACGAGUGAGUGAUACCAACUCUAGCGUGUACAAAUGUAAUGUGCGUUAGAAGUGUGCAAUUGCCACGUCCUAUCAUCAUUACUUGUUUGUAUGUGCGGGCAGAGUAUACAAAAUGGCGAACGGAUUGCAUUUUUGAUUAACUGUUAUUUUUGCUCGAGAUACAAAGAUCAUCUUUUUGUCUAGAAACCUUCGACUUACAGAGGCUUCGUCUCAAUUGUUUAUCACGAUUUAGAUUGUUGGUGAAGGAAGCGAUGAAGGCUCGAUGAUAUUUUUGCCACCCGGUAUUAUAGCUAUGAGACGGGGGAAACGAAACAUAGAAUAUUUUGACAGAAUCAAACUAGUGAUCGAGUUUCUUGAGGAAAGACGGAGCAAAGCAGAGGGGAAAAUUCUGGAUCUGUAUCGCAAAGAGAUACCGGCUACCGGCGGAGAUGCCGUUGCAUCAAAUCCAAAAAGAGUUGGCGGUCGACCAAGAUUGCGAGUUUCCCGAUCGUCAAUAAAAGAUCGGGAAAUUGAAGAGAUUGAUACGAGUUGGAAAGAUGGUAGAUGUCUUUAUCCAAAACGAUCGAGCAAAAUAGGUAAAAAGCAUCAAGUAUCAUCUCUACCUCGCGCGGGAACUUUCGAAAACAAAAGUGUACCGGACAAUCGAGGGUGAGUUUUUUUUUACAUUGGCUUCUAAUAGUGGCUUCCAACCUAUCAUUGUUCAUUUUCCAAUACUAAAACCUCUCGCAAUUCCUGCAUUAACUGCGUAGAUACGAACUGAUUUGGAACUGGAAAGAAGCUGCAGAGAAGGGUAUGUUGAACUUCAUAGAAGAGAACGUUCCUAGCAAUAAGAGAGAGAAAGCUCUAGAGCUCAUGCACAAAAGUAAUUACGUUGUAUCAAAUAUUAAGGGAUUUAGCGAACAA